Aspergillus versicolor CBS 583.65 is the source of this 796-nucleotide messenger RNA. RefSeq lists its product as uncharacterized. The transcript has a single exon. Lineage: Eukaryota; Fungi; Ascomycota; Eurotiomycetes; Eurotiales; Aspergillaceae. The record is from RefSeq and is a predicted model, not a curated record. The coding region runs from base 182 to 451 and encodes 89 amino acids.
GGCCAGUGCUAAUCUAAUCAGGCUAGCGGCAUAUCUAAAUCCGGAAUAGCGGCAGAUGCCGAAUACGAGGGUUCCCAGGAGGGUUAGACUGAAGGGCAUGAGGGCGGCCCACCGGCCCCACCAAUCUUUGUGCUGUCCGGCUUAGUUCAUCCUGCGUCAGUGCCCGUGCCAAUCUCUCGAGAUGUCUGGGUGCUGGCUGCUGGCUCCAUGUGGGACUGGUCUGAAUUGUGAGGUUGGCUAUACUCGUCUUGGCCCGUGGGAAAUGGGAUCAUCUGCGAGGUGUCUGAAUCCGAUGACUCGAGUCGGUACCAGCUUUGACGGGGAGGAUGACUCUUUGAGGAGCACACUCAUGAGUUCAGCUGCACGGGGGUUGCCGUGGGGAAGGCAGCAGCGAGUUACCUGGUUGUUCUUCCCAUCUCCUCGGAGAGAUAUUACCGAGGCAGGUCAGUGAACAAUAACAAUGUUGUUGAUGGACAAAACCAGCCUCCCCUCAUUCCCACGUUUGUUAGCCGUUUCAGCCCCUCACUCCUACGGAGUACAGGUAUGUUGACAGUCGACAGUCGCACGCGAAACAGCAGAAGAAUGCCCGAACGCUGAAAUGCAGGAACACGCUGAUCUCCCUCGUAAAUUCUUCAGUAUCCUAGCCAGGAUUCUAUAAUUAUCUCCCAUGCAUCCAUCCAUGACCCAUCGCAUCCAUGCGCUCGGUGUCACAUCAUACCCUGGCUUCGGGGAAUCGCGAUAUCCUCCUCCCCGCGAUUGCUCGGGCCUUCGCCUAUGAGGUGGGUGGUGCCAGCCG